GCCUCUGUGCAGCUCUGGCCUGAGCUUCUAUCAACUGUUGAGUAAUCCCACUGUUUACCUCUUUGUAGGAAGCUCCUUCUUCUCAGGACAUCCUGGUGUUUCUCACCGGCCAGGAGGAGAUCGAAGCGAUGAGCAAGACCUGCCGAGACAUUGCAAAGCACCUCCCAGACGGCUGCCCUGCGAUGCUGGUCCUUCCUCUGUACGCCUCCUUGCCCUAUGCACAGCAGCUCCGCGUCUUCCAGGGGGCCCCCAAGACAGUGGUCUUGAGGUGCUAGCUGUGCAGCGGGUGUCAAAGACCCAGGCCUGGCAGCGCACGGGAAGGGCUGGCAGAGAGGACAGUGGCAUCUGCUACCGGCUCUACACUGAGGAAGAGUUUGAGAAGUUUGAUAAGAUGACUGUGCCAGAGAUCCAGAGGUGUAACCUGGCGAGCGUGAUGCUACAGCUCCUAGCGAUGAAAGUCCCAGAUGUGCUCACUUUUGACUUCAUGUCCAAACCGUCUCCAGAAUUCCAUUGCACCGAAGAGAUACUGACCAUUGUCUCCCUGCUGUCCGUGGACAGCGUUCUCUACAACCCUCCUGCCCGGCGGGAUGAGGUGCAGGGCAUUCGGAAGAAGUUCAUAUCCAGUGAGGGGGACCACAUUACCCUGCUGAAUAUCUACCGGACCUUCAAAAACAUCGGUGGAAAUAAG
This is a messenger RNA of Trichechus manatus latirostris (Florida manatee), 688 nucleotides long. Its product is annotated as putative ATP-dependent RNA helicase DHX33. The record is from RefSeq and is a predicted model, not a curated record. Gene Ontology annotation, molecular function: helicase activity; double-stranded RNA binding. The transcript is spliced from 4 exons. The annotation marks the transcript as partial. Lineage: Eukaryota; Metazoa; Chordata; Mammalia; Sirenia; Trichechidae. Gene Ontology annotation, cellular component: intracellular anatomical structure; nucleolus. Gene Ontology annotation, biological process: positive regulation of transcription by RNA polymerase I.